Centropristis striata (black sea bass) is the source of this 7912-nucleotide messenger RNA. Its product is annotated as neuropilin-2-like. Gene Ontology annotation, biological process: axon guidance; vascular endothelial growth factor signaling pathway; angiogenesis. Gene Ontology annotation, molecular function: semaphorin receptor activity; vascular endothelial growth factor receptor activity. Gene Ontology annotation, cellular component: membrane. The record is from RefSeq and is a predicted model, not a curated record. Bases 922 to 3723 code for a protein of 933 amino acids. The transcript is spliced from 18 exons. NCBI's taxonomy places the organism in Eukaryota, Metazoa, Chordata, Actinopteri, Perciformes, Serranidae.
CGCGCUGCCGGAGAGAGAGAGAGCGAGAGAGAGAGAGAGAGAGAGCGAGACAUAAACUGAGCGUGAAGGAGAGAGAGAGAGAGAGCAUGCUGUAGAAGAGCGUGUUUCAGCGAACAGACGCACAGUUUGCAGGAGGAGAGCGGAGAAGCUGCACGUUUAUUUUCUCCCGAGCAGUUUUACGCACGGAGCUGCCUCUUCCACGAGAUCUUGUGUUAUCUUUUGCGCAAGAGCGGACUCUUAUCGGGACAGUAUAUUAAAGAGGAUAAUAUGGAAACAGAUAGCCUGCUUUCCUAAUCACGUGUGCUUUUACCAAGUAAAUGAGCAAGUGGGAGAGAGAAGUAGAGCAAAAGAUUUGGGGAUAUUUAUCGAGACGAAGAGGAAACACUCUUUUUUCAGUUUUUGAAUAGUUUUAUGCACGUGUUUCUGUUCGUUCCUGCUGGUUUAAACCAGUGAUUUUUACUUUGUUUGAAAUUUAUGAUUUUGUCAGCGAGGUAUAUAUUCCCACGCGCGUUGUGACUGACAGUGCUGCAGACUGUGCGCACUGCACUGGAUUUUUAAGCUGUAAAGAUGCGUUUAGAGUAAAUAUUGCGCUGAUUCCUGAUCAUUUUUGCGCAGAUUGGAAGAAGAAGAAGAAGAAGAAGAAGAGGAGGAAGAAGCACACACUGACAGAGCUUGGACAAAUGGUGUACAAAUAGUGUUCAACCAGCUCGAUAUUCUUGGAGAGCCCGGUGAACGCAACCCGGUGUUUGUGGUGGAUUUUUGGCACUACUUGUGUUGCGCUUCAAAGACGUUGAGAAGUGUGGAAAAGGACAAGGGAAAAGAAGGACUUUGGACUGCAGCUUUGUCUCAGAUAUACAGAAUAAAAACCACAGAGGAGGAGGAGGAGAAGAGGUGUUUUUUCUCCACAUCUAAGGGAAAAAGAUGGAUUUAUUCAUUUGGCUUUGUGGAUGUUUACUGGCUUUUCUCUCAGCAGUCACAGCAGAGGAAGGAGCGUCUGAGCCAUGCGGCGGCUAUCUAGAUGCCAGCGAUGCCGGUUACAUCACCACCCCCGGCUACCCACUGGAGUACCCUCCUCACCAGAACUGUCGCUGGGUCAUCACUGCGCCCGAGCCUUCGCAACGCAUCGUCCUCAACUUCAACCCACACUUUGAGAUAGAGAAGCUGGACUGCAGGUAUGACUAUGUAGAGAUCCACGAUGGAAACUCAGACGCGGCUGACCUGCUGGGAAAACACUGCAGCAACAUCGCCCCGGCACCGAUCAUAUCAUCAGGGCCUUCACUGCACAUCAAGUUCGUAUCGGACUACGCCCACCAGGGGGCGGGCUUCUCACUGCGCUACGAAAUCUUCAAAACCGGUUCAGACUGUUCCCGUAACUUCACCAGUCCCUCGGGUCUCAUCGAGUCCCCGGGCUUCCCUGACAAAUACCCCCACAACCUGGAGUGCUCCUUCAUCAUCAUCGUCCCCUCCAGCAUGGACGUGACCCUCACCUUCCUCACCUUCGACCUGGAGAACGACCCCCUGCCGGGCGGAGAGGGGGACUGCAAGUACGACUGGCUGGAAGUGUGGGACGGGCUGCCAGGAGUGGGCCCUCUCAUUGGUCGAUACUGUGGGACUAGGGUGCCUCCUGAGAUCCAAUCAUCUACUGGGAUUCUCUCUCUGUCCUUCCACACGGACAUGGCUGUGGCUAAAGAUGGGUUCUCGGCUCGAUACAACAUGACUCACAAGGAAGUCAGUGAAACUUUCCACUGUAGUAAUGCAUUCGGCCUGGAGUCAGGAAAGAUCACCGAUGACCAGAUAACAGCCUCGACAAGUUUCUACGAUGACCGCUGGCUGCCACGACAAGCCCGACUCAAUUACCAUGACAAUGGAUGGACGCCCAAUGAAGACAGCAACAGGGAGUACAUACAGGUGGACCUCCAUACUUUGAAAGUGCUAACCGGCAUCGCCACCCAAGGCGCCAUUUCAAAGGAAACUAUGAAGGCGUACUAUGUCACCACCUUCAAGCUGGAGGUCAGCACCAAUGGAGAGGACUGGAUGGUCUACAGACAUGGCAAGAAUCAUAAGGUUUUCCAUGCCAACACUGACGCCACAGAGGUGGUCCUCAAUCGGAUCCCACAGCCGGUCCUGGCCCGCUUUGUACGAAUCAGACCUCAGUUGUGGAAGAACGGCAUCGCACUACGGUUCGAGCUCUACGGCUGUCAGAUCACGGAUGCUCCCUGUUCAGAGCUGCAAGGCAUGUUGUCCGGGCUCCUACCAGACUCCCAGAUCUCUGCGUCGUCCAUGAGAGACAUCCACGGCUCCAUGGGGGCCGCCAGGCUGGUGGCCAGUCGUUCAGGAUGGUUUCCAAACCCGACACAACCCAUAGCUGGGGAGGAGUGGCUACAGGUGGACCUUGGUGUGCCCAAGAUGGUGCGUGGCAUCAUUACCCAGGGUGCAAGAGGGCUGGAAGGCAGCACCAGCGCUGAAAACAGAGCUUUCGUCAGGAAGUACAAACUGGCGCACAGCUUGACCAGCAAAGACUGGACUUAUAUCACUGAUAGCAAGACUGGGUUUGCUAAGAUUUUCGAGGGAAACGGCCACUACGAUACUCCAGAGGUACGCAGGUUCGAUGAGAUAGUGGCCCAGUACAUCAGAGUCUUUCCGGAGAGGUGGUCGCCUGCUGGGAUCGGCAUGAGGAUGGAGGUCCUCGGCUGUGACCUGCCGGAAACCACGACUGUACCUGACACUGCGACCCCUACGCUGCCCAGAGUGGAGCAGACCACUGCUGCAAUGAGACCUGCCACCACUCCGUCCCUGUCAGCUGUGUGUGACUUUGAGCAGAGCUUGUGCGGCUGGUCGGCUGAUCCCCAGUCAGGUGUGAGCUGGUCGCUGCACACCGCCAGCAGCAGCUCAACCGGACACGGCACACAUGAAACGAGGCAGGAUCUGGCGCUGGGAUCAGACAAUUUCUCAGGGAACUACCUCCACCUGGAUGCAGGAGCCCACACCCAGCGCAAGAGAGCCCGGCUGCUGAGCCCCGAGGUGGGGCCGGAGCGAGGCCCGCUGUGUCUCCUCUUCUACUACCAGCUGCAGGGCGAGGCUCAGGGGAGCCUGAGGGUCCUGCUGAGGGACAGCGACCAGGAGGAGACGCUGCUAUGGGCACUGAAAGGAGACCAGGGGCCUCACUGGAGGGAGGGCCGCACCAUCCUGCCACAAAGCCCCAAAGAGUAUCAGGUGGCAUUCGAGGGCUUUUUCGAUCAUCCGACCAGAGGCCACAUCAGAAUAGACAACAUCCACAUGAGCAACAGCAUCGAACUGGAGCAGUGUACACAGCCUUUCCCUGCCUUAACUCCUGGCAUUUCCAAUCCCAGGCCUAUGGAUUUCGGCAAAGAUCCUGUUUUCAAGCCCCCCAUCAAUGAAGACUAUGUCUUCCCAGGGUGGCCAUCCUCCUUCUCCACCCCCUCCUCUGCUGACAUAGACCCCUCCUCCGUCACCCUGCUGCCAGACAAGGACAACGCCUGGCUGUACACCCUGGACCCCAUCCUCCUCACCAUCAUCGUGAUGAGCUCUCUAGGCGUGCUCCUGGGCGCCGUUUGCGCAGGACUGCUCCUCUACUGCACGUGCUCCUACAGCGGGCUUUCCUCGCGCUCCUCCACGACGCUGGAGAACUACAACUUCGAGUUGUACGACGGGAUUAAGCAUAAAGUGAAGAUAAACCAGCAGAGGUGCUGCUCAGAGGCAUGAAGAGGAGGAGGAGGAGGGAAUAACUUUAGAGAAUGAUGGGGAAAGACACGUCCUGUGACCCCCUGCAAAAGUAAUUCUCUGUUUGGACAAAGAAAACACGAAAAAGGAAGCACUAUCUGUUAUUUCAAUCCCCAGUGUCCCCUACUUAAUAUCCUGCUCUGAUGUCUAAAGGGGGUAACAUUCAGCCCCCCACCAGUGGGAACUCGUGACAUUGAUCCCCCCUAUAUGCUAUGAGGCCUAAACUGAGGGAACACUUGACCCCAGUCUCCCCUACCCACAGUACCAUAUCUCCUCCGCCUGCAGGAGAGGGCCUGCUCGAUUCUAAAAGCCUGUGAAUGAAUGAAGGAAUGAAUAAAUGAAUAUGUAUGACAGAUCUACCAUAGAAUAUAACCCACCAGCCACUGGAAUGAAGCUAGGAAGGAUACAGACUACAGCACCCAUGACAAUCUGGACAUUUGGACCACAAAUGACAGCACAGUCUGGGGCGUUUGGUUAAAUGUCGGUAAUGGGAUUCUUAAUGAAGAUGAGAAUUUCAUGAACAUGUACCCAUGGCUGGUACUUUGCAGAAGGGCAAUGUCAAAUUUGUCCUCAUCGGCUUGAAUUUGAAUGUGGCCAACAGAGACGGCAUGCUGAAAUGAAAAAGCUCCAGCUUCUGACUGUUCGUGAAGACGCCAGUGGACCUUUUCAUGUGGGUACUUUUGACUGAAAUCAACACAUAUCAAGCGAAUGCCUACCCCCCCACCCCACCCUCCCUCUAAAGAAGUUUAAAAGAUAUCAAAUCACACUACUCAAAUGAAUCUAGAUUUCUAAAGGCAAAGAAGGAAAAGAGGAUGAAAAAGGACAUUUUCUUUUUUGUUUGUUUCUGAAAGUUUUAGAUAUGAGUUCUGGGACUUUCAAACGUCCAUUAGCCUGCCAUUCGGCGCCCGCUCGCUCCUUUGUCUGCCCUCGGUCUGCGCUUUGUGAAACCAGUGGCAUAGAAGAGUAAUGGUGACUGUUUUCGUUAUGUUUUAGACUUGUGUCUGUUUGGAAAAAAAAGGUAAAGAAAAGCCAGCUUCAGUUCGUAGCCGCCCUGUAGAGCUCUUACGCCAUUUUUAGACUUUCUUUAGCGUUGUGUUGGACUCCAUUGGUCUUAACUGUUACUUCGGUCCUUUUCUAUUUUCACACAUUUUCCAUUACAGAUUUUACAAAGAGUAGAGGAAAGGUAAAGGAAGAUGGAAGACAGAAAAUCAGAGGUUUAUCUAAAUCUAACAUGCUGUUAUGGAGUCGUGCUUUAGAUUCAGUAUUCUAGGGUUUGUCUUUGGUAUAUAUCUAUAUUUUUUUGCUUUUCAGACUGUAUGAUGCCCAAAUGAUGGACAGACACUGUGUGAACAAAAUGUCAGUGAUUGUUUUAUUGCAACCUAUGGAUUGCCAAAGAGCUGUGUUAUGUGCACAGGGGGUCUGAACAAGUGUUAAAAGAGGUCGAGUGGAAAACGGACUGAUAAAUCAUCCUGCCUUUUAUCCACCGCUCUUAGCGUCACCCCCCUGAAAGAAGGACGCUCAAAUAAAAAAGGAUGGAGAAGGAAUAAUGACUAAAUGAGGAGAGUGGAAAUCGUACCGUCGACUUUCUUGGACACACAAUCGAGCCUUAAGCUAACUACAGUAUACGCUGUAUCGGAGGACAGCCAUCAAGGAGUGCCAGUGCUGCUGGAGAGACUGAACAGGAGGACACACACACACACACACACAGAUAGACAGACAGACAGAAAGAAAGAGAGAAAGGGAAUUAAAAUGGUGGCUAUGUUUUCAUGCAGUCUCAUCAAUCAUCAAGCAAACUAAACAUUUUGUCACUUUGCAGCUGUUUCUCCCAAGAAUUACCUUCAUAUGCCUAUUUGGCUUCAACUAAAUGGUGGAAAUUUAAAGGUACUCUGUGGAGGUUUUGACCACUAGGAGCGCUAAUGAGCAAUGUUUCUGAUUUGUGUGUAUCUGGUGCAUGCACAGAGCUUGCAGCAAUGUUUUUUUACACUAUUCCACUGAUUGAUGGCUUGCAGCAGUAACAUAACAAAGCAGAACACCAUACGGAACCAAUAAGAGAACAUGGGGAGAAAAAAAUAUAUUGGUGAAAUAAGCAAUACUUUUGCAUUCUCGGUUCAAUGUCCUUCUGCUUCAUUAAGCAGAUUCAGCGUGUGGACAAUGAGUGAAAUGAAACGAAUAGCCGAUUCCUCAGAGUAGACUUAAUCAUGGUCCUAUUCCACACACCUUGCUCACUAAUAAUAGAAUCUCACCAUGUCUCAAUCCAAGCAUGAUUGAGAACUUAAUUGAAUUGUAUAAAUGAGUCAUAUUCCUUAAUUUAUCUGUUCUCUGCAGACCGUUUCCUCAUUUAAACGUGGGUCUCACGUUAUAACAAUAAAGGCGAAGAUAUCACGUAAUGUGAAACAAUAUAUGCUUCACUCAGCGGCCAUUCGUACCACAGCACUACUUUAGAUCAACAUUUAGGCAGCAGCUCACAUUACUGGAGUAAAUCGACUAUUUCUCCGGAGAACGCAAAAGUUUUGCAAGUGAACAACAAAGUUUCUGGGGAUUACCCAACAGUAUUUAUCUUCCUUUUUCUCCACCAUGUCCCCACAGGGGGAAAAGCUUUGCAAAUGUUUUUAUGAAGAUGCCAAAUAUACACAAUGUGUAAACAUCACUUUGUAUGUGAAAACUCCACAGGGUACCUUUAAUGAGGACAUGUGAACAAAGUGCUUAUGUUAAACAUAUCUGCAACUUUGAUGUGUUUUUCCUACAAUAUACACUUCUGACAACUAAAGAAAAUUCAAGUUUUUAUGGGGAUGGAAAGACAACUUAAUUUGUGAAGUUUGGGGAAGGUUGUGGACUUAAGUACAAACUUGAAUAUGGCAUGAAAUCUUUAUUUUUGCCUGUGCUUUAUGAAUUCUGCGCUACUUCCUACAUUAGAGUAGCUAGUUAACAUUACUAUUUCAAAUCAGCUGAAAAUGAAAGUAAAUCAUGGGAGAUCAUGGUUGCAUUAUGGUGACAAUUUUAAUGGCAACAUACCACACAGCAGCAGAAAACUUCAAACUUUCUGCAGCUGUGGUUGGAAACAUGAUUAACUUGUCAUCACAGUUAAUUAAAGAGUGAGAGAUUCAUAUGGAAAAAUCCCUCUGAACAAUUAGAGUUCUGACUGAUAGACAGGUGGUUCUCUGCAUGGAAACACAUCCACUGAGAUCAGCACACAAACAAACAUAAAAUGAGAUGUCAGCGGGACAGGUGGAAGGUGAGAGAGAGGGACACAAUCACCACAAUGAGAGAAAAACAACAAAUAAAGACACAACAACACAAAAGACACACCUAGAGUGACCUAGACAGAAAUCUUGAAAAAUGUAAUUGGAGGACCAGACGCUGUCCUCUCCCUGUCUUCUUUGUGUUUUCCUUUCUCACCCUGCUCAGCCGCAGCAGUCGAAGGUCAAUCCCAGGAAGUCCUUUUGUGUUUUUUUCUCAGCCUGUAAAGUUGCUGUCCUCUGGGGGGUAAAUUGAAAGAGCAAACGCGAGGAAGAAAAAGAGUGAAAGAUGUCACACUUGUUGCCUCCAUUCUCUUCUUUUUUUGUUGUCGUCUUUCUCUGUCAUCUCUUCCUGUUGGAGGGCAUGCAUGGAAAAAACCCACAAGAUGAAAUAAACAAUGAAAAUAGGGAGAUAAUCAAAAGGUGUUGAAAGAUGGUCAUAGAAGGAGAGAACAUUAGAGAGAGAUGGAGGGUUUCCCGUCCAUUUAACUGCGUUUUCAUUGGACCGUUUUCCAAGUGCCUUGGAGCUCUCUUAUUAUGUCUCUCUAUCUCUCUCUCUCUCUUUCUGUCCCUGUACUGCUGUCUUACUCUUACACAUUAAACAGUGAGUACAUUGGGAGACUUUGUGUGCCAAUGGUGACAAAUGAACACACAAUCAUGUAAACACACACACACACACAUACACGUCUGACCUUUUGUCCCUCUCCCUCUUUCUCUUUCUUCUGGAAGUCCAGAUAGUAUUACCUCUUCUGUCUCGAUGGAUACACACAUAAACACACUCAGACAAAUGCACACUACAUUAAGACACACAUACACACACACACACACCUACGGCACUGGCCAGAUAACUCAAACUGUUGUUUGUAGACUUUGUACAGAAAAAUUUCUUUUUUAAUGUUAUUAUUAUUAUUUAAUAAAGGCUAAAUAACAAGUGA